AUGACACUAAUUGCAGUAGCCACUGAAGCAGAGGAGUCUCCGCCUCCCCACUUCCUCACGGCCCGGGCUGGAGAGUCUGUGGUGCUUCCCUGUCAUGUGACGCAGCCCAGGAUUGUGAUUGGUCAACAGACGUCGUACGUGGUGGAGUGGUUCAAAGCAGGCAACUCUAUUCCCAUAUUCAUCAGCUUCCGCUACUAUCCCCCGCAUGUCGACCCAGAGUAUGCAGGUCGGGCCACUCUGCAGGGGAAGUCGUCUCUGCGUAUUGACCGUGUGGCGGCGGAGGACCACGGCUGGUACGAGUGUAAGAUCCUGGUGCUGGAGCAGCAGUACGACGGCUUCCAGAACGGCAGCUGGGUCCACCUGACGGUCAACGCCCCUCCCUCGUUUCGGCAGACUCCGCCCCAGUAUGUGGAAACUCAGGAGGGCAUCAGUGUCACUCUCACCUGCGUUGCCAAUGGCAACCCCACACCCACAGUCACCUGGCUUCGAGAAGGGAAAGUUAUCCAUGGCAACGGGAAGUAUAAGGUGACCGAUGGAAGUUUGACCUUUCCAGCUGUCACCAGGGAAGACAGAGGAGGCUACAGUUGCCGUGCCUACAGUCUCCAAGGAGAGGCUAUACACACCACCCGACUACUGGUGCAAGGUCCUCCAUUCAUCAUCUCUCCCCCAGAGAAUGUCACACUCAACGUAUCCCAAGAUGCAUUGUUCACCUGUCAGUCCGAGGCGUAUCCUGGCAACCUGACAUACACCUGGUUGUUAGGUGAAGAGAAUGUCUUUUUCAAGAAUGGACUGAAGAGGCGGGUCAGCAUCUUGAUUGAUGGCUCAUUGAUUGUUUCCCGGGUAAUCCCCGAGGAUGCUGGGAAAUACACCUGUCGCCCUAGCAACGGGCUUGGCACUGCCCCCUCUGCCUCUGCCUACCUGAGUGUACAGUACCCUGCACGUGUGGUCAACAUGCCGUCCGUCAUUUACGGUGCUCUUGGUUACCAUGGAUAUCUCCGCUGUCCAGCCGAUGCUAACCCACCUGUUAACAAGGUGUCCUGGAGACGAGACGGCCUACCACUACGCAUCGAAAAGCAUCCUGGCUGGACCCAGAUGGCUGACGGGAACAUCUUGAUAGCUGAGGUGACGGAGGACAUGCUGGGGACGUACACCUGCACGCCUUACAACGCACUGGGCAGCACCGGCCAAUCACGCGCUGCUACUCUGGUGCUUAAGGAUCCUCCCAAAUUCCUGGCAGUGCCGGCAGGAGAGUACCGACAGGAAGUUGGGCGGGAGGUGGUUGUUCCCUGUGAAGCCGACACCAAUAUUACCUGGAGAAAGGUCGGACUCCCUUCUCAUCACCAGCAUGUCGUCCUCCCCCACGGCAGUUUACACAUCCUGUCUCUCGCCAAAGAGGAUCAUGGGAUAUGGGAGUGUGUGGCCACCAACGAGGCGACCAGCAUUACUGCCAGCACCAAGCUGCUCGUGUCUGGCACAACCCCCCAUGCCCCUCUGGAUAUCCGUGUUGCCGUGACGGCGAGUGCAGCCAAUGUCUCCUGGGAGCCGGGAUACGACGGAGGGUUUGAGCAGACCUUCACCGUCUGGAUCAAGAGAGAGAGUCUGGGAGCACAUGAUUGGCUGUCGCUCCCGGUAACGGUGAAGGGUCAGCACUGGCUACUGCUGAAGGGCCUGCAGUCAGAGACCAUCUACGAGUUCAGCAUCCUGUCCAGCAACAAGAUGGGCACGGGGCGCUUCAGUGAAGUAGUCACUGCCAGCACUCUAGACUCCCCCGUAACAACCCACGAGCCUCCCCUUAUCUUGACCCCACCCCGAUGUCUCACAGCCAAUAGGACACAGCAAGGGGUGGCCCUUAUGUGGAUCCCUCCAGCCAAUCACAGUCUUCCAAUCGACCGAUAUGUAGUCGAAUUCCGAUUGGCCGAGAGGUGGGAAGUCUUCGAUGAUUCCAUCUUACCUGGAGACACAGAACUAUUGGCCCGGGAUCUACAGGAAGCCUGGUAUGAGUUCAGGGUGAUGGCUGUGAUGGAAGACAUUGUUAGCGAUCCCAGCAACAUAGUAGGGGUCUCCAGCACAGAUGCCUUCCCCCCUCCGGAGCUGGCGGACGAGAGCCUGGCGCGGCCGGUGGUGGCGGGCGUGGUGGCGACGGUGUGCUUCCUGGCGUCGGGCGUCAUCUUCAGCAUCAUGGCCAUGUGCGUGGUCAGCCAGCGCAGGGAGCGCAGGAGGAAGGCACGCCGGAGAAGAGAUCCCCCUCUCUCCAUAACACACUGCAAGAAGUCUGUUGGGACGCCAACCUCCUCGGAGAAGGUGAGCCCAGAGAGCUCCCGGUCCGCAGGACCCCAGUCGGGGUCGUCCGAAGAGCGCCUGCCUGAAAAGAAACAACAAUCGCUACCUCCUCCCUCUCCCCGGAAAGAGAGAGAGAAAGAGAAGGACAUCUCGCUCUCCCUCUACAAGUCUGCCAAACGAGCAAUAAUCAGCAAGCGCUCCAGGAUGGGCCGUAUCCCGGACGAGCCCCCGGCACAGGGCCCCAUCGAGCUGAUCAGCCGCGGGCCGGACGGACGCUUCAUCACCGAGUCGCCCGGCAACGCCCGCGAGAGCUCCGGCUCGCACCGCGACCAGCGCCACCGCAUCCGGGGCUUCCCCUUCGUGGAGGAGUCGGACAUGUACCCGGAGUUCCGCCAGUCAGACGAGGAGGAGGAGGAGAGGAGGGUGUCCUACGUGCCGUCCACCAUGAGGACGAUGCUGCGUCCGCCGCAGGUGUCGCCGCUCUCGUCCAGUCAGGAGUCGUACCUGCACCCCCCCGCCUACAGCCCGCGCUUACAGCGCCCCCUGCAGGGCUACACCAUCCUGGAGACGUCCCGCCUGCGCCCCCCCGGACCCCUCCACGACCCCCCCACCUUCCCCGGGGGCUUCGCCUUCCCCAGUGGCCACUACUACGACUACAGCCUGGACCCCGACCCACCACCGCCCUUCUACCUCGCAGAGAUGAGUCCACUCAGAAGCUCGGUCAUGUCGUCGCCCCCGUACCACCUGGAGGGCUCGUUCGGCUGCCACCCUCCCAUCCUGGAGGAGCUGGGGGAGGAGCUCGGGGAGGAGGGGGCGGAGCUGCAGCCCUUCUACUCCUCCUCGGGGGUGGAGUUCAGCUCGGCGUCGCGCUCCUCCGACAUGUGGCACCCGGGCGAGCCGCUGCCCUUCGCCGGCCUGGAGGGUCCGCACCUGAUGUUCCCGCUCUACCAGCAGCUCCAGUUCCAGCGUGAGCCCGCGCUGCCUCCCCCAGCACCCCUGCUCCUGCCCCCCCCUCUCCCGGCCCCCUCCUCCUACCCCGCCGUCAUGCCCCUCCACGUCCCCAGGGGGCGCCACAAGAAGUCGCCCAGCAAGGCGCGGGCCCAGGAGGUGCAGCAGGUGGGAGCGCUCCGGCACACGGCGCAGGGGCUGGGCGUCCCCGUCCUGCCCUUCCUCCCCGAACCCGAACCACCACUGGGACCGUUUGGUGGGCUGGACAUGCAGUGGUACGAGGUCACUUCCCAGCUGAGCCCUCCGCAGCCCCGGCGCUUGGACCCCGGCUGGUGCGUGCACCCCAUGGUGCUGCAGCCCUCGCGCCUCUCCCCGCUCACGCAGAGCCCCCUGUCCUCGCUCCAGGGCUCCCCCAUCCGCCCCCGCCCGCGCCCGCGGCCCGGACACACCCCGCCCUCCCUCCAAUCGGAGGCCUCCGAGAUCACCCUGCUCCCGCCCUCCACCGCCAGCUUCUCCCGGAAGUCGUCGCCGUCGCCGUCCGCCUCGGCCUCGGCCUCGCCGGGGAGGAGGAGCCAGCGCGGCAGCCCCCGCCACCGGGCGCUGACCGGCCCCGAGAAGUCGCCCCCGUCCCCCCGCGACGCGCGGAGCGAGGCCACGGGCCAGCGGAGAGGGGGGGACCCCCCAGGGAGCAGAGGUGUGUCUGGGAGGAUGGAGACCUGUCUGAGGGAAGCCAUCUCCACACCGCCACCGUUCACCUCCACAGGAAGACCAGCUGACAGACAGGUGAGGUCCCACGAUCACAGGACAGCUGUCUCCGCCUCUCAGACCGCCCCCUCUCCCGUGCUCAGGCGUUGA
Molecule: messenger RNA, 4083 nt
Organism: Sardina pilchardus (European sardine)
Lineage: Eukaryota; Metazoa; Chordata; Actinopteri; Clupeiformes; Clupeidae
Gene: igsf9bb
Product: immunoglobulin superfamily, member 9Bb
Exons: 24
Coding region: 1-4083 (1360 amino acids)
Biological process (GO): cell-cell adhesion
Molecular function (GO): protein binding
Source: RefSeq, a predicted model, not a curated record